AUGACUGACGCAAAUGAUCGAACAGAGGAUUCGAGCCGAAAGGAAGAAUCUGUGGAAGAGUUGAACAAUGCCAGUGGGGUUCUGAAAGGUGAAAUCGAGACAAACCAGGAUUCGUUUGAGAACCAAACCAUCGAACCAGCUCAAUCAGAGGUGCCAACAUCAAAACCUCUGAAAAAAAGAUUGACUCUCCAAGAAAGGCUAGCACUAGCUGCAAAGGGAAUAAAGAAACCGAGCCCAAAGCCAUUGGUAGAUGGUGAGCAAACACAAACACAAGCUCAAACACAAGCUCAAACACAAGCCCACGCUCAAUCAACUUCCCCGGUCAUGUCACCCCAAGUAACCGGCAACCAGGGGACCAACGAUGGUGAUUCAAAGUAUAAAGCCGAGGUUGAGAAACUAAGGCUUGACAUAGCGAAUUUAAAGAAAGCAAAGCCCGACUCGUUUGCGAAGGAACGUCAACAAUUUUUAGAGAAACUCAAAACUAAAGAUGAAACUAUUGAACAAUUACUCAAGGAAGGAGAGUCAUUGUCGCGCAAGGAGCUCGUUUUGAAUGAGAGCAUAAAGAAGCUCAAGUUAGCUAACCAAACGUUGGAGGAGGAUAUGGCUGAAUUUGCUAAGAAGCACGAUUCUGUAUUAAUUUCCUCUCAAGAACUCCAAGAAUUAGUCAAGUUUCAUAAACUAAAAAAUGUGGAUCAAUUAAUUGAAAAGUUUUCUCAAUUGAAUCAGGAAUUAAUUGAAAGCAAGAAGGAGUGUGAAGGUUUGAAGCAUUGGGAGACGCGUUAUAAUGAAUUGUCAAAACAGCAUGAGGAGCUUAUUGCAACGAGAAAAGAAUUAACCAAAGAGGUAAACUCGCUCAAAGUUGAGCAUGAAAUGGCAAAAAAGCAAUUUGAGUUGGAUCUUGAAUUAAAGCAAGACAUUAUUGCGUCCCAAAAGGAUGAACUUUCUAAAGCAAAACAAAAUUAUUCAGAAGAAAUAGCACGAUUGGAAGAAAAAGUUGAGUCGUUGAGAAUGGACCACGAGGUACCGACAAUACCUCAUAGUGAUGACAAAAUUGACUUUGACGAUUUCAAAAAGUUAUCUGAUGCGCAUCAUGUUUUGCAGAAACUGUACUUGUCUUCGCAAGAGAAUUGGAAAUUGAUUGAGUCUAACCUUUCUUUGAAAGUAGAUACAUUGAAUUCGGCAUUGGAUGUAGCCAAGCGGGCAAAACACAAAUUGAGCAAUGAUUUGAUCAAGGCCAAUGGCGCUUUACAGUCGCAAUCUAACGAUAUAAGAAUCCUACAGGAUGAGAAGAAAAGGUUGCAAGAACAGGUGAACGAAUUGCAGCUAUCAAUCAAACUCAAAGACAAUGACAUACAAGUCGUCAAUGAAAAACUAGAGCGUUUACAAUCAGUAUACAUACAAGAAAGAUCGAAUCUUAACAUCAAAAUUGACUCUUUAAAUGAAACAAUUAAAUCACUCAAGGAGCAACAAGGACCACAAGAAUCAAUUCCCAAAUUGAAUCGUGACAGUUCAAUAAGCUCCGAUUUGAGCUGGAACGAAAUUCGUCUUGGCGAAUCAUCAAACACGCCUGCAUUGAAUAAAGAAUUUGCCAUGUUUCUGAAUCACUCGCUGGCGUCCUUCACUGAGAUUGGUGAAGGUGAGCUACUGGAACGAGAAUCUUAUUUGGCACCUGGUUUGGGUUUUGCCGCAAGCGGGAACAACGGAAGCACCAGUGGACUUGGUGUACCAACAUCUCUAAGUAAUAGCAAUAAUUUACAAUUGAUUCAUAAAAUGAGUUCAAACAUUAGACGAUUGGAAAUUGAGUUAAAUACUCUCAAGGAUGAAUACGAGAAGCUAUUAGAUGUCAAGGAAUUGAGGGAGCAGGAAUUGCUUGAGUCAAUAAAGGUCUAUGAGCAAGUAAACGAGUUAAAGUCAAAGAUUGAGGAACUAGAGAAGAUAAUUGAGGAAAAGAAUGCGAAGGAGCUGACGAUGUUGGAGUUGAUUGGUGAAAAGUCGGAGCAAGUUGAAGAGUUGAAAGCAGAUGUUGCUGACUUGAAAGAUUUGUGCCGCAAUCAAGUGCAACAAAUGGUGGAAAUGCAAGGCUUGUAG
This is a messenger RNA of Lodderomyces parapsilosis, 2088 nucleotides long. RefSeq lists its product as uncharacterized. Lineage: Eukaryota; Fungi; Ascomycota; Pichiomycetes; Serinales; Debaryomycetaceae. The coding region runs from base 1 to 2088 and encodes 695 amino acids. The transcript has a single exon. The record is from RefSeq and is a predicted model, not a curated record. Gene Ontology annotation, cellular component: Golgi apparatus; endoplasmic reticulum.